Molecule: messenger RNA, 942 nt
Organism: Drosophila takahashii
Lineage: Eukaryota; Metazoa; Arthropoda; Insecta; Diptera; Drosophilidae
Source: RefSeq, a predicted model, not a curated record
UUUGAGUUGGGCAGAGUGUUGUCAGUAGACGAACGACUUUUGGGCGAGCAAGAUCACCAUGAGCUUUCAGAAUAGCCUAGGAAUUUUGCUUUUGGCAUUGCUUGCUCCUGCGUUGAUAACAGCCUAUGGAGAUCAGAGUCGCCAUCGAUUGUAUUUGCAGUCGGAUCAAGCCAUACAAACUAUUAGCAAUCAGCUGGUUGUACAGGCAAUUGAACUGGUGGACUAUGUGGUAGAAGAUCUCCUUGUGUUGGACUCCCAGAACUCAAUUCUUCUGGGCUAUUUAGAUCGGUUCGAUGUCUUUACUGCCGUCAAUGCAAAUCACACAGAGCUGAAGCUGAAUGCCUUUUAUGAAGUGAUUGAGGACUAUCUUGAUUCUGAUACCACCGGGGACCCGCUGAGGACAUCCAGUAUUGAGACCCAGUUGCUUGCACUUUGCCUGCAGCGCAAUGGAUUCGAUCGCUGGAAGCGAACCGUUCAAACCCGAACGGCUCAACUGCAAAAGCUAAUCUACAGAAAGCUGAAGAAGCACCUGGAGUCCAUAGAUCGGGAGGAUCGCUUGGCUGUGGAGCGCAGGUGGAGAAGGAUCCUAACACGUGGAGGUCCCCGAAGAUUGGAGAAACUGAGGGAGUUCGUCAAAUGGCUGGGCAAGUUCAGAGAUUAGCGAGUGACGAGCCCAGUUGAAUGACUUUUUAAGCUAUAAGAUAGGCAAUUAAGUGAUAAGAAUAGUUAUGUAUAAACAUUUCAUAUGUGUGUAAACUAAACAAAAAAUUCGUGGUUUAAUAAUAACCCACCAUUACCUUGAACUUUAUCAGCAAACAGCCUUUGUGCAAAAAGAAAAUUAUUUUUAAAUUACUUAACCUUAUCUGAACUAAAUAAAACGAGAGAUAAAAAUGAUUUCAUGUCAUUAAGUAUAAUUUUCUUCAUUACAAAACAAUUAAAAAA